AUGCCAGCUGCCAGCCGACGAGGAAGCCAGUGGUGCCUUCUUUUACGUUGGCUCAAGCGCUGCGUCCUGCAGGUGGCGCUGGCCCGUCCCGGGGGCUCCUUCUGCAGCGCGUUCGGGCCCCUUCCCGGCCUUAAGGGGAGCCCUCGCGGGCGCGCGCCCCACCUGGCGCAGGUGUGGCCGACGGGGCGGCGGGCACGGAGCCUGGGGCGGUGCCCGCGGGCACCCGCUGGGGACCAGGCCGCGCCCCCUCCCGGAACUGGCCGGCGUGGCGUUCGGGGCGCAGCGGCCGGAGCGCGGCGGCUGGCCAGGGGCCCCAUGGAAGUCCCGGGGGCGGGCGGGGACCGGCCGGGGCGCCCCGAGGCGGAGGUGCCCGGGAGGGCGCGGACCCCGUCCUCGCCGGGGGCGGCCGCGGAGGGCGGGGACGGGCCGGGGCGCGGCCGCGCGAGCCGCACGGCGUCCCUGGUCAGCGGGCUGCUCACCGAGCUCUACAGCUGCGCCGACGACGAGGCGGCCGGAGGGGGCCGCGGCCCGGGGAGCGGCCGGGGACGCCGCGACAGCCUGGACAGCUCCACCGAGGCCUCGGGCUCCGACGUGUUCCUGGGCGGCCGCGGCGGCGCCGGCGACUCCCGCGUGCUGCAGGAGCUGCAGGAGCGGCCGAGCCCCCGGCUCCAGCUGCAGUACCUGCGGCAGAAAGAUAUCAACGAGCUGAAGAUAAUCCUCCGAGAGCUGAAGUACAGAAUUGGUACGCAGUCAGCGAAGCUGCUCCGGCAGCUGAAGCAGAAGGACCGGCUUCUGCAUAAGGUGCAGAAGAACUGCGAUGUGCUGACGGCGUGCCUGCAGGCCGCAUCGCCGAAGAGACCCUGGCAGAACAGUAUGUUCAGGUAUGAUGAAUCUAGGUCUGGUGUUGUGUUUUGAUAAAAUGCCUGCGACAGCUUCUUAGGUGCAUGUGAA
Molecule: messenger RNA, 951 nt
Organism: Sorex araneus (European shrew)
Lineage: Eukaryota; Metazoa; Chordata; Mammalia; Eulipotyphla; Soricidae
Product: TBC1 domain family member 30-like
Exons: 3
Coding region: 1-915 (304 amino acids)
Source: RefSeq, a predicted model, not a curated record